Molecule: messenger RNA, 1023 nt
Organism: Saxophila tyrrhenica
Lineage: Eukaryota; Fungi; Ascomycota; Dothideomycetes; Mycosphaerellales; Extremaceae
Exons: 2
Coding region: 1-1023 (340 amino acids)
Molecular function (GO): protein binding
Source: RefSeq, a predicted model, not a curated record
AUGGCCGUGCCGAACCAGCAAAUAUCCAGCACAGAGGCGAUCGACAAUGUCUUCGGCACUGCGGAGCUUGUAGAGUGCAUCUUGCUUCACCUCCCGCUCCGUCAGCUUGUGCUCAAGCAGAUCGUCUGUCGGUGUUGGAGGGAGGUGGCGCAAGGCUCCCCUAGCGUCCGCCGCGCUCUGUUUCUUGAUCCCGCUUGCGCUCUUAGAAUCUGGGCAUCUCAGGUGGUUCGGUACCCACCUGUAUCUCGCUCGCCCCGCGAUCCGUUCUCCGAGUUCGUCUGGAUGCCCACACCCAUCGGCAGGGGCGAACUCCGCUACCCUCCAAUCCUGAACCCCUUCAUCAACAAGCAUACAUUCUGCAGUCGAAUCGUCUCCGGCAACAUCUUCAACCCUUACGCACAGGGCACCUUUGACACCAACAACAUUGACGAUGCCACCUCGGACGAGGCACUGCUCCAACGCAUGCUUCUGCUGCAUCCUCCAGCCACGGACAUGGUUAUGAGUUGUACCGGAGAACGUGCAAGUAUGGGCUCUUCGGCGUGGGAUCUUCUCCCAAGAGCUGAACGAAACGAAGAACUCAUGCGCGUGGAGGAUGUUCCGUGGGGCGUCUGGGAUCACUGUCAGGAGGGUUGCGAGCAUGAUAUCUGUCCGGAAGAGCCGGACGGUGACGCUCGCUCGUACUGGGGACAUGGGGACAUUGACUUUCUCGGCGAAGACUACACCGUGGAAGGGUAUGAAGCAGAGGACAGGGUCACGGGCUGGGAAGUGCUGUAUGAGAUGAGGAGGCGUGAGGAGGUGCUGCCUAUAGGUGUCGAGCAAGAGAGUGACGGGCAAGGAGAGAACGAUGAGGUUGGCGGUGAGGUGGAAGCGGACAACGACAAGGUUGACAGUGAGUCCGAAGUGGGUGCUCAAGACUGGCAGGAUGCGGCAGCCGAUGCAGAUGCAGGGAACCAUGGUGCUGGAGUUGCGGGUGAGACAGUGUUCAAUGGCGACAAGACCACGGCAGCGGGCUGCGUGGGCUGA